Molecule: messenger RNA, 1352 nt
Organism: Chenopodium quinoa (quinoa)
Lineage: Eukaryota; Viridiplantae; Streptophyta; Magnoliopsida; Caryophyllales; Amaranthaceae
Product: BURP domain-containing protein 3-like
Exons: 3
Coding region: 129-1145 (338 amino acids)
Source: RefSeq, a predicted model, not a curated record
GCUAAUAGCCUUACUCUUCAGUUGUUGCUUAAUUUGUGUUCUACUCUUCUGUUUGACUGUUUCUCAACCUUAACCUUUCUUUUGGUUUUUCUUUUUGCUCUCUACUAAAUUAGCUAACCUUAACUACAAUGGAGUCCUACUUCCGUCUCCUAUCGAUAUUCGUUGUUCUCUUUGUUGGACUUGGAGUUACAAGUCACGGAGAUUCAUCCUCAGAAGAAUACUGGAAAAAGAUGUUGCCUGAUACUCCUAUGCCUAAAAUCAUCGAGGACUCUUUAAAGUCAGAGGGUGGCACGGGAGUUCAUGUAGGAAGCAAAGGAGUUGAUGUGGAUGUUGGGAAACCAGGCAAAGGACCAGCCGACGUUCACGUUGGCAAAGGUGGAACAUCCGUAGACGUCGGUCCAAAGGGAAAACACGUCUCAGUCGACGUCCACCACAAAGGCAAACCAUCACCUUUUGUUUACCAAUAUGCUGCAACCAAGACUCAGCUCCAAUAUAACCAAAGUGUAGCCCUAUUUUUCCAAGAAAAAGACCUUAAACCCGGAACUCACAUGAACUUACACUUCACCAAAUCCACCAACGGAGCUCCCUUGCUGCCCCGUGAAGUUGCUAAAUCAAUUCCCUUCUCGUCGAAGAAACUACCCGAGAUUUUGAGCCGGUUUCACGUGGAAACGAACUCACAACAAGCACAAGACAUGGAGGAGACUAUCAAGGAGUGUGAAGCCAAGGGCAUCGAAGGGGAAGAUAAAUAUUGCGCGACUUCCUUAGAGUCUAUGGUUGAUUAUGCUACUACUAAGCUAGGAAAAAAAUUGGACACCGUCUCUACUUAUGUAGAGAAGGAUAACAAGAUGCAAAAGUACGAUUUUACGGGUGUCAAAAAGGUACCAUGCAAGCGGGCAAUAAUAUGUCACAAAAUGUUUUUUGCUUGUGGCGUAUAUUAUUGUCACAUGACCGAGACAACAAAACCUUACAUGGUCUCAUUGGUAGCCGCCGAUGGUUCAAAGGUUAAGGCCGCGGCUAUAUGUCACGCUGAUACGUCGAAAUGGAACCCUAAGCAUUUGGCCUUCCAAGUGCUUAAGGUUGAGCCAGGGACUGUGCCCGUUUGCCAUUUCCUUCCCGAGGAUCACAUUGUUUGGGUUUCCAAAUAAGUUAUAUAUUUUUUUAAUAGUAUUUAUUAUAUGUCAUGUAAUUUAAUUUAAUUAAAUUACCUUUGUUAUUUGGUGUGCAUACAAUAAAAUAAAUAGCUCUUGUUUAUUUGGUAAUUUAAUGUGCCUCUUUGGCAUGAUUGCUGUACUUGGCGAUAUGAUGUAAUUUCAUGGAUAUAUAUGUAUGGAUUACAGAUAAUAUAUUUUUAA